This is a messenger RNA of Schistosoma spindalis, 3241 nucleotides long. NCBI's taxonomy places the organism in Eukaryota, Metazoa, Platyhelminthes, Trematoda, Strigeidida, Schistosomatidae. The record is from the annotation of a GenBank genome assembly.
AUACUGUUGGUACGUCAUCGAUGUUUCACAUAUCUUGACAUUUCAUUAUAAACUAAAAAGUAUAUUUCCAAUAUUUUUUGAACAUAGCGAGUGAUAGUUCAACAUCUACGUAGCCUGUUCCAGUUACAAUGCAAUGAAAAUUAUUGGGGAACUUUGGGGAAAUCCCCAAAGUCAAAUGACCUUGGAGCCUAGGUUCCAAUAAUUGAUGACCAGGUGUUAUCCGAAGCAAUGAUGUCUGUACCUUCAAUUUACUAAUUCAAGAGAGGCCUGGACACUCAUAGAAGCAUACUAGAAAAGGAAUAACAUAGGCCGUAGGUUUUCUGUUCUUACUACUCAAAUCUGAAUUUGAUCUCAUCCAUUUCAAAUACAGCAUACCCGCCAUGGCAUAAAUUGUUGAAAGCUGUUGGGAAGGUGGCUGUGUGUUUUGAGAGGACUUCAUCCUUCUAAUAUUAUGAUAAUUUCAUAUCGUUGCCUUUCAAUUUACAGUCAAAGUGGUUUUCAGGAGCUAUUAAUAGGCUUAUUAGUAAUACGAAUCCUGUCUACAUGUAGUCCCGAGCUCCCAAUUUUGGGGAAAAUUUUACCUAUUUUGGGGAAAUUCUGGGGAAAUGGCACAAAAACCCCAAAAUUUCCCCAGACCUUGGAGACGUUCCCCAAAAUUUCCCCAAAGCUCCCCGAAAUUGGGAGCUUGGGGUAAUAUAUAUAUUAAGAUGUCGUAUUUCUAUUCAUAAACUAAUCUUUAACUGUAUCUGAUUAACCGGAAAGUGGCUGGGGAUUUAUAUCAUUUUGUUUUCUACUCACCUUUAUACUAUCCUUUUGCCUAGAAAUUUAGAUGCGGGCAAACCAACCCAAGCUCCCAACUUAGGGGAAAUUUUGGGGAACUUCCCCAAAGUCAGGGAAAAUUUCGGGAAAUUUCCCCAGUCUUUAAAGACUGGCUUCUGUCCAUAGUUUUUGACUAAUCCAACAACUGUUGGUGAGUUGUGUAGACUACAUUGUUCAAUUUUAUUAAAGUAUAGAUCAACCCUUGGCCUUCUUCAGUAAUUUAAAUAUAAUCCGCCAAAGGAAUAUUUCAUUGUAAAGCUUUCUUCCGAGUCAUAGGCCUAUGACUCGUGAGAGAAUAUAUUCUCUCUUGCCAUCAUGAAUUUCCUUAAGAAUUCUGUUGCUGCAUAGUAUUUAGUUGUUAUGCUAAUUACGUUCAGUCUCUUCAAGUCAGUGCAAUACUCCAGUUGGUCCUAUAGGACCAACUGAAGCUAUACACUAUCUACAUGGGCAAACUUGGGUAUUUCUUAUGUUUUGUGUCGCAUUUCUCUCGAAGUUUUCAAUAGGACUCUCAAAUUUGUGAUUUAAAUAAAGCAAAGUUCCAACCCAUAACAUUGAAUUAAUAUAUAGACAGUUUGUACUGUAAAAGUUAGGUCUGAUCGAAUUGCAUUACCAUUUCUGAUAAUUAACAAAUCACAUUGACUUAAUAAGUUUUCUAUACUGCACCAGAUUACAUUCGUAAAAGUGCAGACUGCAUUUGAUUUAUUUAUUGGCUGAUUUGAUGAAUCGAUGUGAGGAUCUUAAGGAACGUGUUCACGUUUUGCAGCAAGAGCUUGAAAAGAAACGUUUGCUUCUUCAGAAGGCUGAAAAAAAAUUAAAGUCUACUUUCAUCACCCAGCCGAGCAUUUUGUUGCCUGUAACAGAGGAAACAUCUGAAGUAAUUCCGGAAGGUUCUGAAAUUACUAAUGUGAAACUAUUCGGAUCAAGUGAAUCACCGGUGCAAGGUGUACUUAUUCAACCUACCAGCGAAGAGUGUUGCAGACACAUUACUUUCUGUGUUUUAGGGUCCUGUAUUCUUUUAUCGAAUUCUCUGUUAAUUACUUUGUACGACUCGAAUCAUAUGCUCACUUUGUAUAGUAUAUCACUUUGUAACAAUGAAUCACGGUUAUUGUGGGAAAAAAAGCUGUUUGUCUCCGAAGUGACACUUUUGGAGAUUAUUAUACCUCCAGGUAGCUCCUAUAAAGAAACUGUUCAUAUAGGCGUCUUAUUGGCUGAAAAACACUCACCAAAAAGCUUACCAGUCCUAUUGCUAUCAUUAUUCAUGUUUUCUAUCCCAAUUGUUUUCAGCUUUACAGUUGAUAAUCAUUUAACUCACCUAUGCCUUACGGAUGUACAAACAGUCCCUGUAAUAAAUACGAAUUUCAAUACAGAUCGUACGUGUUCUUCGGGAAUUGUGUACGAAUUUUAUGUCAAUCGUAAAAAUGAUCUAAUGUUUGUGUUAUAUGUUCCUGAUAUGCUUUCAUACACCAUUCAUCAGUUAUCAUAUGAUGGGAAAUUAUGUUUAGUUCCUUUAUUGUGUCGCUGUGACGCAAUGGAUUCACCUAAGCCAAAAUUCAACUCUUGGUUUACUGCAUUAAGUCAUUGUACAGAAAAGCCGACAUCAUUAUCACAGUCAGUUUGUAUUCUAGGCAUUCAUUUCAAUCCAACAUCAACCGAACUUGUUGGUUGUCUCAUGCGCACAAACGACAGUGAGAAACAUAUUGUGGGUGAAUACGUGUCAAAACGGUUUACGUUCAGUAAAUUAGCACAGAACAUGUACUUAAAUGCUCCAGUGAAACCAUGUUCUAAACUUUUAGUUGUUGCAAGUGAACGGCCUAAUUUUCUGGUGUUUUCCGUUGUUGUAAAAAGCUGUUUAUUAAAUUCAUGCAAAUAUUACUUUACUAUGGGUGUUGUUUCAAUGAAUGGUAAACCUCGUGGAUCUGUUAUACGAUUAAUUCCUAUUCAUGUCGAUCAGCAAGAUGUGUAUGGAUCAGAAUUAGCUUGGAGCUUAUUUACUCCCCAAAACAGACCGUAUAGUCAGUGUUUGCUAAGAUUUGUCGCAUCAUGUGCUGAACAAAGAAAUUUAACUAUCAGUGCAUGGUCAGUUAAUAAAUUAGUAAUCGACUGUUGUGAUAAAACUUCCAGCAAUGAAGUUGUCAAGGUUUCUUGUUUUAACUUUUCUGAAGUAAAUAAGACAUUAAAUUUACUUAUUUUGUAUCAUUCAGAUUGUAUUUUCCCAAAGCAGAUUUGUACAUUGUACUAUAGUCGUAAUCUGAAUAAAAUUGUGCAACUGCACAGUUCAUAAACAUUGUUCAUUGUUGAUACUUUUUAGUCAUCUUUGUUAAGUUUUAAUUGUUCUAAGUACAAUCGUAAUGUUUAUUUACAUUGAGUGUGUUGCUACAUACGAACCUUAAAUUUUCUAAAAACCAUCUGUGUUGUUUAUUUA